Molecule: messenger RNA, 3215 nt
Organism: Corticium candelabrum
Lineage: Eukaryota; Metazoa; Porifera; Homoscleromorpha; Homosclerophorida; Plakinidae
Product: ubiquitin carboxyl-terminal hydrolase 36-like
Exons: 14
Coding region: 5-2968 (987 amino acids)
Biological process (GO): protein deubiquitination
Cellular component (GO): cytosol; nucleus
Molecular function (GO): cysteine-type deubiquitinase activity
Source: RefSeq, a predicted model, not a curated record
UGACAUGAAUGUUAAAUCAUUGAAUGAAAGCUGUGACGGGUCUUCAGACGCUGAUCUCCCUUUGGAUGUGCAGCUCGCAUCGUCGUCAAGAGAAUUACUGCAUCAAAGGAUCAGAUUUGUAGAAGCGAAACGUCAGGACUCCCAGUAUGAAGAACUCAAGAAACGGUACAAGCCCCUGAACGAUCCACUGAAGGAAAAAGGCGCUGGUUCGGGCACUCCCUUGUCCUCUAAUUCCGUGGAAACUGACGAUAGCAAAGGUGACGGUGUUUGCAAACCGCGCGUUGAGUUGUUUCCUGUAGAAAGAGUAGAGAUGCAAUGGAAGGCGUCGCGAAGAGUUGGUUCAGGUCUAGCCAACCUUGGCAACACCUGUUUUUUGAAUUCUGUGAUGCAGUGCAUGACCUACACAGCACCUCUUAUCAACUACUUGCAGUCAGGAGAUCACACCCGACAGUGUCGGAUGGUUGGAUUCUGUGCUAUGUGUGAAGUGAAACGACACAUUGAUGUUGUGCUUACAGCAAGCGGGAAGGUUGUUCGACCAACAGGCAUUGUUCAGAGACUGAAAAAUAUUGCCAAGCAUUUCAGGGUUGGUCGUCAGGAGGAUGCCCAUGAAUUUUUGCGUUAUUUGAUUGACAGAAUGCAGAAGUCAUGCCUCAGUGGUUAUUUAAAACUAGAUCCAACAAGUCAGGGAACUAGUAUUGUACAUAGAAUAUUUGGAGGAUAUCACAGAUCACAAGUUAAGUGUUUGAAGUGUAGACAUGAGUCAAACACGUAUGAACAAUUGUUAGACAUCAGUCUUAACAUCAAGAGUUGUUUGUCAGUGAAGAGGGCAUUAGAAAAAUUCAUUGAGCCAGAGAUGCUUGAUGGUGUCAAUAGAUACCUUUGUUUCAAAUGCAAACAAAAAGUGCCUGCUCAGAAGACACUGACGAUUCACAGAGCUCCAAAUGUGUUAACAUUGCAGAUGAAGAGAUUUGAAUUUUAUAGUCUUUUUGGUAGCAAACUGAGUAAAGAAGUGAAAUAUGAUGAAAAGCUUGAUUUACGUCCUUUUAUGAGUUGUAAGAAGGGUCCGCCUGAAAUGUAUCAACUUUAUGCUGUGCUGGUACAUGCUGGAAGCUCUUGCAAUUCUGGCCACUACUACUGCUACGUGCGAAGCCCAGGAGGACACUGGUAUUGCAUGAAUGAUGCUCAAGUUUACCAUGUCAAUAUUUCUACAGUGUUAGGUCAGCAAGCUUAUCUGUUGUUUUAUGCUCGAAUGAAAGUCAGACGUGAAAGCCCUACCUCUCUAAAGACUGCUGCAGUGAAGCCAAUUCUACCAGCUGGUACUGUUGGUACUCCGUUGCAUCACUUUAUUGGUCCUAUUAAACCUGAUGUAAAACCAGUGAACUCAACAAUAAUGAACUUACCAACAGGUAAACUUGUGAGCCCACAGCCAACAUCAGCUGGAAAAUGCUUACCUUCUGGAUCUUUGUCUUUCACACCUCAACCACUAAAGACAUUUAUAACUGAUGAUACAAAGUACCAGGCAUCCAAUAGAAACAAAGAGCUUUCUGAACAGAAGCCAAAAGGUGUUACUGUUUCUUUGGCAGCGAUAAAAAAACCAACCGCGGUAGUUCAACCAAGUCCAGUUUCUCAUGAAAUGACACAUCAACAGCAAGCUGAAAUAGUAAACUCUAAAAAUGUGUCAUCCCAAUCACAUAUGUGGAAGUCCUCUGUAAAGUCUGCUGCGUCAUCAGGGAGUUCACAAACUACUAAAUCUGCAAUGGACAAACUGAAUGAGUAUGAAUCAUCUGACAGUGACAAAUGCCCAUCACCAGCAAGGAUAGAACCAGCAACAUCAACAACCAGUGACUGUUAUGCAUAUAGUCCUGAUGGUCCCCAUGAAGCAGAGCUAACAUCAGUUAAAGGAACACAGGUAAUCUCAGACAAAGGAAUGAACAGCAAGAGCAGAAAUGAAAUUGAAGAGGUUUCAGGGCUAUCAGUUGAGUCUUUAGUGUGGGAAGCAGAUCAGAGCUCUGAGAGUCAAGUGGUUAUGAACUGUAGUGAGAUUACAGAGAAGAGUUCAGCGAAGGACAGGAAAAAGAAGAAGAAGAAGCAUAAGAAGCAUAAGAAAGCCAAGAAGGCAGAGAAACAGAAGUUGAAGAAUGAGAAAGGAGAUAGAGACAAACACAGGGUGGCAGAACGUGCAACAGUAGACAAUACUGAUAAACACCAUUCAACUGAGACUUCAGACAUACAAAAGAGGAAGCGGAAAUUGAUGAAUGAUGAUUCCAAUGCACAUAGUUUUUGUCCUCCUUUAAAGGAAGCACGUGGCUCUGAUGGAAUUUAUAAACACAGGCACAAACAUCAUUCAUCAAGUUUCGAUUCUACUGAUCGAGGCCGUAGAGAUAGUUCUGACACUUUCCAUUCUUGUGAUAGACAACAUAGAUGUGAAAAUUUAGAUGAAGACAGUGGCAGGAGUAGACACAGAAACACUGACUCAAGAGAACACAAUGACAGGAGGAAGGCAAAGGCAACAAAGAGUUACUCGUAUGUACCAGAGAGGCAUCAAACACCUGAAAAACAUCAAACUGCUGAAAAAUAUUGGACCGAUAGACAUUUUGAGAAACAACCAGUAGAAAAGAUUCACUGGAGAGAUGCCAUGAAGAAAAAGGGCAUUGGGGGUUGCAGUUAUUCAAUACGGGAUGGGUCAAGACACAAUGAUGUUUUGUCAGAAUUAACGAAGUCAUCACUUCAAGGAUAUGGAAAAUCAGUGCAAUCAUGGGAUGGUAAACAAAGUGUUGUCGAUAUGGCAGUAGAUGAAGAUCAAAGGCAUAGGAAACGCUCCCGAGAUGUGUGGGAUGAAGAGUAUGAUAAAGGGAAGAUGAAGAAGGUAAAGAUGUCUAGAACAGCAAUAAUGCGGGAUAAUAUCUUCCAAAAGGUCCAAAGCAUAAAGAACAGACUAGGACAGGUGAAGAAAGAUCGGUCUCGCUGAUGGUGCUUUAGUUUUAAGGUUUGGUGUUGUGUGUUAAGUUAAGCCAGUGGACUGGUGUCCUUUGGUUGCUCACAUUGCUUUUGUGGUUUGCAUUGCAACAGAAUUUGGAUAGUACCAAGAAAAAUGACAAUAUUUUGUGUGCAUUAGGACUGUAAGUAGAUGGUCGAGUAGCUCUGACAUUAGUUUUUAUAAUAACAAACAUCUGACGAUGAAUACAAACGCUACAAAUGAGUGAAUCUUCAAAGGC